Messenger RNA from Onychostoma macrolepis, 6083 nucleotides. RefSeq names its product nucleus accumbens-associated protein 2. Lineage: Eukaryota; Metazoa; Chordata; Actinopteri; Cypriniformes; Cyprinidae. Gene Ontology annotation, molecular function: RNA polymerase II cis-regulatory region sequence-specific DNA binding; DNA-binding transcription factor activity, RNA polymerase II-specific; protein binding. The record is from RefSeq and is a predicted model, not a curated record. Gene Ontology annotation, biological process: regulation of transcription by RNA polymerase II.
AGAGAGAGAGAGAGAGAAAGAGAGAGACUCAGACAGAGGCAAAUGGGGAGAGCGUUGGCGUUGUAGGGAGAGAGCAGUGGAGGUGAGGAGGGUCUCGCUGAACACGGACCCCGCUGGAAACUUCACAUCCACAGAAAUACGCCGCUACAGAGCGUCGCGCUCUUAUAUGGAGGAGAGACUCGCCGGAUGACCCUCUCACUGGCUCUGUCAACAGUGUGAACGCGGGCCGCCAUGUCCCAGAUGCUCCACAUGGAGAUCCCUAACUUUGGCAGCAUGGUGCUGGGCUCCCUGAACGAGCAGCGGCUGCAGGGCCAGUACUGUGACGUCUCCAUCCUGGUGAAGGGCCAGGCGUUCAAGGCCCACCGCGCCGUGCUGGCCGCCAGCAGUCUGUACUUCCGCGACCUGUUCAGCGGCAGCAGCAAAGCACAGUUCGAGCUGCCAUCCUCCGUCACGCCAGCCUGUUUCCAGCAGAUCCUCAGCUUCUGCUACACGGGGAAGCUGACCAUGGCCGCCAGUGAGCAGCUGGUCGUGAUGUACACGGCCGGAUACCUGCAGAUCCAGCACAUUGUGGAGCGUGGCAUGGACCUGAUGUUCAAAGCCAACUCGCCGCACUGCGACUCGGCCACGGCCGUCAUGGACGAGCCCAACUCGGGCCCGCAGAGUCCCAGCACCCACCCGCUGGUGCCAGCCGGCUGGUCACCCUCGCUGCCGUCGCAGGCCCGCAGGAUCAAGCUGGAGGAGCCGCUGGCCAAACGAGUUAGCGACGGGACACGUUCUGCACGGGCCGCACCCCUGUUCUCGGCAGGGGCGUUUCCGCCCGGGGCUCCAGCGUAUCUAGGAGAGCGUUCCAGUCCGGGAGCAUCCAGCCUGCCGACCACUGACAGCCCCACAUCUUACCAGAACGAAGACGAGGAGUUUGAGGAAGAGCCGUUUGACGCAGACGAGACUUACAGCCAGCUGUGUGGCCGCUCGGCCAACCCUUACGGAAUGGCAGAGAAGCCGGAGAUGGCGGUUAUGCCGGUGUCGCUGGAGAACCGCUCGUGUGUGCUGAUCCGCAGGGAUCUGGUGGCUCUGCCCGCCAGUCUCAUCAGUCAGAUCGGCUACCGAUGCCAUCCCAAACUUUACACCGAGGGAGACCCCGGAGAGAAACUGGAACUGGUGGCAGGCACAGGUGUGUUCAUGACCAGAGGUCAGCUGAUGAACUGUCAUCUGUGUGCUGGUGUCAAACACAAGGUGCUGCUGCGCAGGCUCCUCGCCACCUUCUUUGACAGGAACACGUUAGCAAACAGCUGUGGGACGGGGAUCCGAUCGUCAACCAGCGACCCCAGCAGAAAACCACUGGACAGUCGAGUCCUGAACGCUGUCAAACUUUACUGUCAGAACUUCGCACCCAACUUUAAGGAAAGCGAGAUGAACGUCAUCGCCGCUGACAUGUGCACCAACGCGCGGCGCGUGCGGAAGCGCUGGCUUCCCAAGAUCCAGUCCAUGCUUCCGGAUGGGAUGGAGGUUUCAGGGCUCAUCGGUGGCAGCGGCGUCAGUCUGGGCAUCGGUGGCCUCCCGGUGGGUGUUCAGCUGCCCUUUGAGACAGACUUUAAAAACCUGCUUCCCUCGGGCCUGAGCCUCUACGCUGAGCGCAAGGAAGCCGCGAGAACUCAUUUACCACUGGAUGGCGACGGCCCUGAUCUCCCACGGGAUGGAGGCGAGGAGGAGACGCAGGCUGAGGAGGACGAGGAGGAAGAGGCCCAGACUGACAGCGCGGAUGGGACGUUGGGGGCGGGGCCUGUCAAACCUGGAGCUGAGGGUGGGGCCACUGUGGCCACACCCCCUGAGAGGCAGCAGGAGGAGGAGUUUGUGGACGGCCUGAGAAUAAAUGGGCAGUGAGACUGGAGAAAACAGCCUUCAGUUCAUAUCCACCAUGUGAAUAAAUGCUGAAGGGAGGAAUCAAACACACACAGGCAUCACUCAUGAGGAACCCGCAACCUUAUUCAUGUGCGUUUUGACUUUCCUCAAACACUGGAUUUGGCAGCAUUUUCAUCAUGUGCUCCAGAGAGCAGAAGUCGUGGGAGGAAAUCAUGCCAGUGGCAUGGUUGCUGACCUUCAUUGUGAAACAUUAUUACAUUUACAAUUAUAUUACGUUCGUUCUUGAGAUCACUUUACCAUAAAUACUGCAGCAAAUCUCACUAAAACAUGACCAGAUCACUUUACACCCCAAAAUCAAGAGGAAAAAAAUAAGGUUGAAGCUUUUACAAGAAGCUAUAACAUUUAUAUCAGUGUGAGCUGUGUUUACACGCAUCCAAAAAAUCAGUUUAUAAUAAGAUUGAUAGCUAAAUCGGAUUGAUUUCUGUCAAAACAAAAGCGGUGUAGACCUGAAAUAAUUCAAUCAACAAGAUGAAAUUAAGUAUGACAUACUUAAAAGAGACUUAUUUUCUUAAUUAGAUUCAGUAAUAGCAUGCGUAACAUGCACAGUUUACUUAUGUUUUACUUCAUAUGACUUAGACUGAAUAUUUACUAAAUAUUUGCUAAAAAUGUAAAAAAUAAAAACGUUCUUCUGACAAAAAUAGCAGAUUACUUUUUACAUAUGUCAUCUUGUGAAUUGGUUCACAAUGUUUAGGGCUCAUACUAUAAGCGGAACAGAAUCUGAAACCAGAUUGGAUUCGUUAUGGGUGAUGAAAAUUAGUGCAUGUAAAUAUAGCUGUGCCAUUAUUUGUGUGACAGUUAAGCCCCAUUAUAAUAUUUAUAUUAAUCUAAAAUAAUAAUAUAUGAAUAAAUGCACAAAUAAAUUAACAUAAAACAAAACAGAAUAUAUAAUAGUUACACAUUAAUUCCAAAUUGUUUGAGUAAUAUAUUAGAAUCAUCCAUUAAUGCAGUGAUUUUUAGGGUUUUUUUAAUAAUGAGAAUUUGAGAUCAAUUAUUUUAAUUUGCAACCAUAAUGGUCCCAAACGUAUUUUUGUGCAAUCUGGGCAUGUUUUUUGUGAGAUUCAUUUACUAUCUAGAGAAAUGGCUGCGUUUAAUAAUGGCUGCAUUUGAAGCUGAAAUAAUGCAUUUCAUAAGCGUUAAGUGACAUUUCAUGUUCGGUUUUUAGUGCGGUAUAUCUGACGGCUUGUUUAGAACAGUUCCAUCAUCUUCACACGUUUGACUGAGUGAUCAUCCCUUUAGAAGAGUGAUGCCUGCGUGUGUUUGACCUGAUCUGAACGCUGACAUACAGACAGAUCCUCGCGCUCACAUGACCAGGCGACACACGGAUGGUGUCAGACAUUUCACCGAUCUUUCGAAAAACAAACGCACGCUGACGCUGCUAGAAUGAGCGCUCACUUCCACUGCUUGCAUGCCAGAUCAGAUACAAAUUUACAGCCUCGAUUAUAAUCUGCAUCCCGAAAAACAAACAAAACUGCUACUGUUUAUGUAAGGACUGUUUGUCGGACAGCAAGUGAUGAUUUUUCCUGAAAGAAAUAGUCAACAGGUCGGGUUUCACGGUGUGUUGCUGUCUGGAAUUGAAGCGGUGGGGUUUUUCUGUACUGUAAACUGUUUGAUGAAUCUAGCUGGCUUCAUUACAUUUGCACUUGACGAGUUUAAGGAGGUGAUGGAGAGCAGGUGCGUGGUUCGACUGCAGCUGCUGAAGACUGUUUGUGAGCGAUGUCCGUGUCUCUGAGUGAUUCUGUUCACUCUUCAUGUAUGUUUUGCUUUAUGUGCGAAGCGUGUUUCUGUUCCUUGUAUGUUUCUGACACAUGCACUAGUCUAGAAGACGAUAACAAAACAAACCCUCCCCAUGCUUCAGCGUCUUAAAGAUGACACAAAUUGGAUUUGUUUACUCAAAAACGAGUGUUUUGCCCAACAUGUACAGUCAUUUUUUUUUCACACUAUGGGUGAUGAACACACCCACAUACACCCCAAAAUCAUCUCAAAAUGAUCUCUGGCCAUAUGAAGUUCAAGUGGGGUUGGAAUACACUUGAUAUUUGUGUUUUCUUCAUGAGAAAUAUCAUUUCUUUGAUUUUGGGGAGGAAUAUGAAUGUUCUUUUUGAGAUUAAUGACAAACAUGUAAUUAUCUCUGAAGCUUUAAGAGCGUUGUGUAUUUGUCAUGCUUUUAAUACUGUAGUUAUCAGAAUCUCCAGGUAUGUUGAUUUUUUUUUUUUUUUUUUUCAGAAAUUCAUCUUCAAUCGUGAUGUUAAGAUCUACUGAUUUGAUGCUCAAGGGUUUUAUUUUGCACUGUCGGUUGUUAAAGUGCCUCAUCGGUGCCGUUGAUUGACAGCUGUCAUGAUUCUGAUCGACACUAGAUGACAAAGACUAAACUAAGGACAUAUUUGAGCUUUUCUGUGAGAAUCUUGAAGAUUUGGUGUCUCUUUCUUGUGGAGAGUUCAAAACUUCAUCUUCACCCGCUUCUUCGAUUUUAUUAUUAGUAGCCUGAGCAUUUUAUUCAAGCUUGAGUCAGUCAGAAAGAUGCCGUCUCAUAUCUUAAUGAGGAGGAAUAAUGGCCUUGAUUUUGUUGAGGUUGAAAAACUUGUGCCUUAUUGUGACUACUGAUACCAUCAUAACUCUUCAGUUCAGAAUGUUUUACGAAAUAAUGAUUGUUUUGGAUCAUUUUUGAAGACAAUGUGGGAAAUUAUGCAAAAAUCACAGCUGUUGGUUUGUCAACAGCUCAACACACCUGAAGAUUCUGAACAGAACUGACAAGAUGGCUCGUAUGGUAUGAUUAAUGCUGUUCGAUUUCAUAUAUAUAUAUAUAUAUAUAUAUAUAUAUAUAUAUAUAUGUAUAUAUAUAUAUAUGUAUAUGUAUAUGUAGUCUGUGACUAUUUAGAGCGAUAGCAAUACGUUUCUAAAGGUAGAAAUAGUCGGCUGGCUGCCACUAAAAUGUGCUGGAACUAACAUAUGAUCACUAAGGCCAGUCUUACACUAGUAUUUUUACGCACGUUUUUUUUCUCAAGAUACUUAAUUAUUUACCCAGAAGCCCCCGUAUCUGUAUGCCAAACUCCAAGUAUCCUGUCUCCAUCUUCCAGCUUUAUUUUUGAAGCAAAGUGGCUCUGAAUUCAUGCACUAGAUAAUGUGGAUCCUUUACCAACUUGUAGAGCGUGAAGCUGUUUGUUGCAGCUGUUGAAAUGUAUGUAAUGUGCUAAUUUAUAGAUUUCUGUUGGUACAGUAGCGUAGAAGCUCCUUCAGUAAGGCUGAGCUUUUCCGAAUAUCAGCACUAAUGCUCAGCUCUGAGGUUUUGCUCUGCGUGUGAGAAUGAGACGAGUGUUUGUGAAGGAACAUCUGUGAUGUUCAACGCUGUGCAUGAUGAAUCUGAGAGAAGCAGAUUAAGAAAUGCAAACUCUGUCAAACAGAACAUAUUAAUAACAUUAGUAAUGUAUUCACAGAUUGCAGUGGUCCAGAAUUUCAUCAUUUGGCUCUUGCCACAUUACAAAUAACGGCCAAUGAAUGUAACAAAAACGGCUGUUUCCAGGUGUUCAUCCUAUCAGAAGAAUGCAUAUGCUAAAGAAAGUGCAAUGCUAAUGUCUCGGCCCUUCAUUUUCUUUAUGCAAAUGAUCGUCUCUUGUUUUAUUCUUUUGAUUUUGGAGUGAAAACACCCCGAGGAUUCAGCACAGUGUUUUAGCGUAAUUGCAUAUUCCUCUGUCGGGAUGCUGUGCAGCCGAAUGACUUUGUUUAAUUAUUCAAAUUAAUAUGCGCAUUAAUGAUCUGCCUAUAACUGCAUGCUGUUUCUCCACAGAUCGAUCCGAUGAGCAGUUCUCGUGGGACUCGUUUCCCGUCUGCACUACUUACGCGUGUGUUUCUCCUUGUAGUAUAUAACGGCAGCACUUUAACGUUUGUGUGAAGGUUGGUGGAAUUGACUGGGAGCCGGUAAACCUCGAGCUCCGAGCGCCGACAAUCAGAGGAAGAAGGUGUUUGAGGAUCUUUGACUCAAACAUUGAAGUACUAAUGAUAGCUGAGCUUUGCCUAUAGCGUAGCAUCGCCACGAUGCGCUUCCAUGCAAGUUCCUUACGAAAGUUUAUAAUGAACCAUUAAACUGCUUUUUUAUUCAAAUAAGAAACAAUUAUGUCUACUGCAACAUGUCAUUGUCAUUGUCACAAAUAAAAUCUCUUUCAUUCCCAGUG